This is a messenger RNA of Seminavis robusta, 1214 nucleotides long. The record is from the annotation of a GenBank genome assembly. Lineage: Eukaryota; Bacillariophyta; Bacillariophyceae; Naviculales; Naviculaceae.
UAUUAUUCCAAAGUUGCUUUGCUUACGUAUGAAGCAGAUUUGCGGCCAGUACCAGCCAGAUUGUCUCAGGAGGAAAGUUAGCAACAACAACAACAACCACAACAAAGGAAAAAGGAAGUGAAGACGUCAGCAAUUCUCAGAUUGCACCGCCAAGACAACAGAGAGAUAGAAAGCAAACUGAUUGUUUGAGUGGAAGAUGGGCGCCUGUACUGAAUGCCGUUUGGCUAAGGUCAAGUGUGAGCAGAGUUUCCCAUGUGGACGAUGUCAGCGUUUGGGCAAGAACUGCAUUCCUCAUGAAUCAAGACAAGGACAGAAUCCUUCACGGCGCAAACGGCAGCGAACCGACCCCAAAGUGACAGGAGAUGUUCGGUUGGAACGUAUGUUGAUCACAGAGGCCCGGAAGGAUCACUAUGCAUUGAAGCACAUUGUGCGGCAAUGGAUCGCCUUGUCCAUCAAGCGCCGCUCCUUCAAACUGUGGGCCCGUGCCGGUAAUUUGGCCGAGGCCUGUGGAGUUUCCAUGGACGAGAUUCUGAGUGACAAGAAUGAAGAACAUCGCUCCAUGGAUUUCAUCCACCGCAUGAUCACCUCUCCAACCGAAGACCAGUUGGUCAUUGGCAAACAGCCCUUGAAACCAAACGAUGUUCCGGAUAUUCUCUGGAAAGCCGUAGGUAGGCCCACUGAUGAACACAUGGAACAAGCACUCAACUCACGUUGGAUUAUCGUCCGAGAAGUCAUCCAGGGCACCAUUCGAUUCUAUAUCUCGCCUGGAUUUGUCCAAACCAUUGGCGUCUCCCGGUCAACCCUUGAAGCCACCUUUCGCGCCAACCAAAUGGAUGUUGCCAAUUUGUUGUAUCCCCAACACGCCAUGAAUAAUCAACAACAGGAUUACAUGACUAGCCUUGCACAGCAAUUGGCACUCCACAGCAAACCAGGCAUUCCACCCAAACCCUCCAGAAUACCCAAUGUCAAGAUUCUGGUCGGCAAAGACAAGCAGGAAAAGGUGGUCGAUCAGCUAGUGUGCCUUCACAUUCAACGCAUGGAUGUCUCAUUUGUAUUGUUUGAGUUUGUGGAUCCUAAUGCCAAAAAGGUGGCCACAAAUGACCAGGAAAAGGAUGAGAUCAAUCUCGAUAGUUUCUAUCUUGAUCUUGAUUCUGUUGAAGGAGGUAUUGACGAUUUCAAAAUGAUAUGUGAUCUUCUCAAGGACAGCUAGCUUG